GUCCUAUAUAUAACGGAUAGGUGCGCAGUUGGUAGCAUCCAGUACAUCCGAGACAUCCGAACGACUGUGAUUGUGUGAACUUACCCGUGAAUGUGCGUCCAGUGAAGUUUUCGUGUUACCUAUCCCGACCGAUCCUGGAACGAAUUUGUCAGCUGUCAAACAUCUACAGACGCCGUCCUUCCGAUCAACCAAUCCGUCCUCCUAUCGAUCGUGUUAUCAUGUCGCCGAAGGUGCUAGUGUUGGUUGGGGUGGUGCUGGGUGUGUGUGUGGUGUGUCUGCAGGCGGCACCGCAGGCAGAGAAAUAUGAAGCAUACGAGUACAAGUACGAGGUGAAGGACCCCGAGAAGCAGCUGUUUUUCGACAAAAAUGAAGCAGGAGAUACUGCUGGCAAGGUAACGGGACGAUAUUCCGUGUGGUUGCCGGAUGGGCGCCUCAUGACGAUCAAGUACAUCGUGGACAAGGAGGGUGGCUUCCAGCCGGAAGUCGACUUCCAGGAUAACGCGAACCCACUGUCCGGUUAGUAGCGUGCCGGAUGGUUGUCCUCCGCCUCCGCUGACCCAUACGAUGUCGCGAACCCUCGCCAACCUCUAGCCUAGGAUAAGUGUCGGACAGCUUGGAACGGAACAUACGAUUCCACCUGUGCGAAUGUCGUCUGCCGACGAUCGUGGAAGGGAAGGGAUGGUUUCUUUAAUUUAUACCGUGAGUCGCUACGUUCACCCUCGUGCUGGAAAGUUAGAUUAUUGUAAAUAAAGCUAGCCAACUUAGUCUCUACCUGCAAGGUAUCAAAAAUCGA
This is a messenger RNA of Anopheles stephensi (Asian malaria mosquito), 793 nucleotides long. RefSeq names its product pro-resilin-like. Gene Ontology annotation, cellular component: extracellular matrix. NCBI's taxonomy places the organism in Eukaryota, Metazoa, Arthropoda, Insecta, Diptera, Culicidae. The transcript is spliced from 3 exons. The coding region runs from base 219 to 521 and encodes 100 amino acids. The record is from RefSeq and is a predicted model, not a curated record.